This is a messenger RNA of Metarhizium robertsii ARSEF 23, 681 nucleotides long. RefSeq lists its product as uncharacterized. The record is from RefSeq and is a predicted model, not a curated record. The transcript has a single exon. Bases 1 to 681 code for a protein of 226 amino acids. Lineage: Eukaryota; Fungi; Ascomycota; Sordariomycetes; Hypocreales; Clavicipitaceae.
AUGAUACCCUUCAAUCAGUCAUACAAGUCGCGCCUGUCGCCUCUGACAAACAAGCGCCUCAAUCGCAACAUCUUGCUGACAGCAACUUUGUUCCUCCUCACAGGCGUAUUUUUCUGGAGCCGUCAUAAGCCAGUACUAGUGCCAGGGUUCCCCCCUAACGAGUUGUGGUUGGAGCCCGACGAAAUCAACAAGACGUACAACUUUCCAACAACGAGCGAAUUUCAGCCCGUAUCGCAGAGCCCCGGUAGCAAAACUACUAAGCAGUUAUGUGCCAGUUUCCCCAAACACAAGCUGUCGCGAAUCCAACCUGUUCUAAAGAUGGGAUAUAGCGAAAACCGAGACAAGAUCGAGUCGCAAUUGGAUAGUGUGAGCGCCUGCUUCUCCACGGACGACUUGCUAAUAUUCUCAGAUAUGGAGGAGACUCUGCGAGGCCACAAAGUUAUCGAUAUCUUGGCUUAUCUGCCGGAUACGUAUCGAAAGGGAUCGGACACCUCCAAGUUUCAGCAGUACUUGCUGCAGAAAGAGAUGAAGGAAAACAAGAUAUUGAAUGUGGAUAAAGAGGCCACUAAGAAGAUUGAUGGUUGGGCGUUGGAUAAGUUUAAGUUCUUGCCGGGAGUUGAGAGAGCGUGGGCUAUGAAGCCGAACAAGGAAUUUUACGUCUUUUAUGAGACAGACACGUAA